UUUGAUCAGUUCUGUAAUGUUGAAUUAUCUAGGUGUAAAAUUUUUCACAAAGGUUGUCGAUUUUCAAAAUAAACGCCUCAAGGCGUAGUUUUUAAGUUCCUGGUGUAAUUAUCUAUGAAUUUGCCACUUCUACUACUACAAGAUGUAAACAAAUCUCUUUUUCAUAGCAGAAAUGAAAACAGGACAGACAAAACAACUGGUGAUGGUAUUUUGUUCACGAAAAGACCAGCGGGUAGUAACAUGUACUUAUAUCGGUAACGCCUGGUGCCACGUCAGUGAUAAAGAAUUAAACUAUAUUUCACCUCUAAAACCUAACAAUUACAAUGGCUUGCUACUAAGCGUGAUCAAGUUGUCUGAAAACUUUAAUUCUGUUUUAACAUGAAAGUGGCUCCUUGGAAAUGCCACACCAGACUCGUUCUAAUAUGUUUAUUUGUGGCAGCCCAAACCGGAAUUUGCCAAGCGGCUUUCAAGAAAGACAAAACAACUAAAGUGACAGGUAAAAGACACCAUGAUCACGGAACCGAAUUUAAAAAGGAAAAGCGUUUUAUGAACGAUGGCGUCCCAAAAGGGAGAGUGGUAUACUCAUUUGCAACGGACAGAAACCGUUAUUUACCAAGGAGACCACGGUUAUAUCGAGCGUUUAUCGUUAAACGCCCCGUAACGCUUCAACAAUCGACAACAAACGCUGAAGGACGUCAAAAUAUUCCAUUCAUGGAGGUUGAACCAAAUUACCAUCAACAGCUUGUAAGGGUUCAUCCCAUUGAGCAGCCAAUUUACUUCUACCAGGAGACGCCUGAUGAGCAAGAAUUAACGGAAUUCGAGGAACCACUAAACGACCUGUUUUCGAUGUUCCAUGUGCAUAUCGACAGCUGUCGUCACAACCCGUGUCAUAAUGGUGGUAGGUGUACAAGACUCAGACAUGGACGAUUCAGAUGCAUAUGUCAUCGAGGAUACAGUGGUAGAUUGUGCACUGUUUUACGAACUAGAUGCAAACCAAACCCUUGUAUGAAUGGAGGGAGCUGUACUGACUUAAAUGGAGGCUUCGAUUGUACUUGUUCAUUUGGUUACAAAGGAAAAACGUGUGACCAGCAGGCCAUGUGCAAAACUAAUCCAUGCAAAAAUGGAGGCUCGUGUACAGAGCUGGACUCUGGCUUCCAGUGCAGUUGUUUACCUGGGUAUCGUGGCAAGAGAUGUCAAGAAACAAGUUAUUGCUACACAACUCCCUGCAAAAAUGGAGGCACGUGCACAGAAACGGACACGGGUUUUGAAUGCAUCUGUCCAUCACAGUGGAACUGCAUAGACUGUAGUUGUAGUGCCGCAAUAAAACAUUCCCUGGAUAAUUGUUCUCCAAAUCCCUGUCGGAAUGGAGGCAGCUGCUUUUCAACUCGCGAUGGUUUUAAAUGUCUCUGCAGACAAGGAUACAAAGGAGAAGCUUGUGAAAUGGUUGAAUUUUGUAAAGCUGAGCCAUGUCUUAAUGGUGGAACUUGCAAAGAAACACCUUUAGGGUACAGCUGCCUUUGUAGAAGUCGAUUUCGAGGCAAAAACUGUGAUGUGGAGAAUCACUGCCGACCCGCUAACCCGUGUAAAAAUGGCGGCUUGUGUGUUGAAAUGGACGAUGGGUAUAAAUGCAGAUGCAAAGGUGGAUAUAAAGGAGUCGAUUGCGAAGAAAAGGAAUACUGCACUCCAAACCCCUGCAAAAACAGUGGAAUCUGCACCCUUCAGCAAGAAGGAUAUAUGUGCUCAUGUCAGCCUGGCUACAGAGGAGAAAUAUGCCAAAUUCAGGAUUUGUGUGUGUCCAAUCCAUGUCUGCAUGAUGGAACAUGUUUUGGAAUGGAUAACAACACAUUUAAAUGUCUUUGCAUGGGGGGCUGGAAAGGAGAACGUUGCCAUGAAAAAGACUUGUGUGUUCCCAACCCGUGCAAGAACGAAGGUCACUGUGAACCUCUUGGAUUCUCUUUCCAAUGCCACUGCGCAGUGGGCUACAAAGGAACACACUGCGAAGCUAAGGAUCCUUGUAGCCCUAAUCCAUGUCACCAUGAUGGCCGGUGUGUCAGCCAUGGCGAGGCUGACUUUGAAUGUGGUUGUACUCGAGGAUACAUCGGAUUCAAGUGCGAAAGAGCAGACCCGUGUUAUCCCAAUCCCUGCACAUAUGGAGGAACAUGUGAGCGAACAAAGGACAGCUUCACUUGUAACUGCCCCCCUGGGAGGGUGGGUGAAUUGUGUGAGGAAAUCGAUCCGUGCUUACCAAACCCCUGUCAGAAUGAAGGAGCUUGUUAUGGACUCAGCCAUGGCGACUACAAAUGUACUUGUACCAAGGCUUUUGUUGGCGCACUCUGUUCAAUUCCAGAUCCCUGCAUACCAAGCCCAUGCUUACACAAUGGAACUUGUCUGAAUACUGGCGACACAUUUCAGUGCCAUUGUCCAUCAACAUUUUCUGGAAAGCGAUGCGAACUUCAGUCCAAAUGCACUCCAAACCCUUGUCUUAAUGACGGCACGUGUCGUGACGUAGAUGUUGGUCGUGGUUACGUAUGUUACUGUUCUAUUGCACACUUGGGACCAAACUGUGAAAAAACCAACUUGUGCUUUCGUCACAACCCUUGUCAAAAUGGUGGCACGUGUAAAACUGAUGGAAACAACAUAGCUUGUCAGUGUGCACCGGGAUACUUAGGAUCACACUGUGAACAGUUAAAUUUUUGCCAUUCAUCACCUUGCAAAAACGAAGGAACAUGCACUCCGAAGACAGAUGGCUUUGAAUGUGAUUGCAAACAAGGAUAUUUUGGGAAAACAUGUGAAGCUUUGAGUAGUCACUGCUUUCCAAACCCUUGUAAAAAUGACGGCUUGUGUGCUGAAGUGCAAAACCACGAUGGUUACAUCUGUGUGUGUAAGGAAGGAUUUGUUGGAGCACAUUGUGAAAGAAAGGACAUGUGCAUGCCCAAUCCCUGUCAACACGAUGGCACGUGCUUACAGGCUCAUAAUAAUCGUGGAUACCACUGCCUCUGUCAUGCCGGUUGGCGCGGAUAUGCCUGUGAACGAACUGAUCUUUGCUAUCCCACAAGUCCUUGCCUCAAUGGAGGAACAUGUUUCAAUGCAUUGGACACGUUUAUUUGUCACUGUCCGCUGCGAUACUCGGGAAAACAUUGUGGAAAUGACAAGUGCAAGCGUUGUGACAUCAACGCAAACUGCGUAAACGGAACGUGUGAAUGCAACCACGGAUUUGUUGGGAAUGGUUUUACGUGUACACUCGUUGGAGAUCCGUGCCAACCCAACCCAUGUGAAAAUGGCGGGAGGUGUAAUCCGGGACAUGGUGAAAAAUUAUUUGAGUGUGUCUGCCGUGAAGGAUUUACUGGGGGUAAAUGUGAAGUGUCUAAGAGUGCCUGUAUGUCAAAUCCGUGUGUAAAUGGGGGAACGUGUGUAGAUGUGACAAACAAUGAUGGCUCCCUAUUGGAGGGCGUGAUAUUCACAAACCAUUCUCAAUACAAGUGUGUUUGUCCCAAGGGCUACGCAGGAAACACCUGUCAAAAACUGGUGAUGACAAAUCCGUGUUCCACUCACCCCUGUUUCAGCAAUGGCACGUGUUUUGACGAUGCAAACAGCGCUGGCAUGAAUCUAAAGCUGAUCAACGCUCUUGAUUUCCGUUGCUUCUGUCCGAUUGGAUACAGUGGGAUUGUCUGCGAAAUUCCCCGAUCAGCAUGUCAUUCAAGCCCAUGCCUUCACGGAGGAACAUGUCUUGACUCUUCUAAUACUGCAGAUGUAGCGUUCAACGCUAAUGGUUACAAAUGCCUCUGUUUUGAAGGUUUCGUUGGAAUGAACUGUGAAGCUAGUUCAUCUUCUUCAAUUAAGACUCCUCUGAUCACAGAAGUUUCCUUACAGGGAACAUCCAAACCGCUAACCGUACAUUUCUACAAACCAACAGUUGAUGUGGUAGACGUGAACGCAUCACCCGGCGGCGGACCAAGAGCUGUACCUCUUGUUAUAACUCCACAAGUGCCAAAGGAAUCCGUACUGGUGGGAGCUGCAGCAGAACUACCGAAAACGACCCUUCCUGCGGCGGUUCCAUCGAAUCCCAAUGUUGGUCUCACAGCGCAGGUUGAAAAGUCACAUCAGAACCAAGUUGGUGUUAUUGUAAUUCCACAAUCACCGCAACCACUUACAAGGACAAGCACUGGAAGUCAACCUCCUCCCCGACCUCCCAUAAUCCACGCUAACGGUCCUUCCAGUUCCCUAGGCAGUAAUUCCCCUAUAGCAUCAACUCCAAGUUCACUUGGUUAUGUCAUACCGGCGUCUCCACCCUCAUUACCAUAUGUGGCUUUCCCAAACUUAGAAGCAGCACACUCCAAUGCUGCUAUUUCUUAUGCAGCUCCAGGAGCCAAGCCAAUGCCCGCUCAAUCACCAUCAGCUAGCCUGAUUUCUUCACCUCCAGUGAUACCAUCCCUGUUUACGGGGGUAGCGGCGUCUCCAGCCAUCACCCAGGCACCGGCCAUUGUCAUGCCUCCAGGGCUGAGGCCACCACCAGGAAACGGACGUCUCACUCUGGGUCUGCCUGGAGGCGUUCCCCGUCUUGGAACACCAACACGGCAACAUAUUCAGUAUCGGAGACCAACUACUUAUCAACCCGGUUAUGCUGGAUAUUAUGGUUAUAAGAAUAGCAGAAGAUACCAGAGGCAUAAUCCGGUAAGCUACGGAAACUCGCGGUAUCCUUACCUCCAGAAACAGUGGUAUUCGAAGCGCUAUUACCCUGCGAGUAGUCAUCCAAGAAGAAGAAACGCUUCUACAAACACGUUUCAACGAAGAUACAGGCAAACAGAAAAUAAAAGACGUAUCAAUCGAGACGCAGAUGGCAAGGGCGCAAAAGUUACUUCAAGGAACGGCGUCAGCGGGAGUACAAAAGUUACGUCAAGAUACAAGGUCGUCAGAAGGCACAUCAGAAGAUCUGAAUGAAUAAGAACUGGUCUUGCCUCUUUUUGUGUAUACAUUUUAGUUUUCUCGACUUUUAAGCCUAUUAGAGAGCUAUAGACUCAUAAGCUCCUAGGCGUAGAUAAAAAUAACGAAAAUGCUAACUUGCCGCCUGCUUGGUUCUAAAUUGAUCAUUUUAAUAAACCAGGCCAAACACCUACGAGUUUUAUUUAAAACCAAAAUUUGAAAAAAAGACCCAGACAUCUGGCAGGAUGUCCAAGUGUUACGACCCACGAAAAUAUAUGGUGGUAAAUACAUUAUACAUAAAUACAUACAUUCAUUAUACUUGUUUGAAGUUUAAUAUUAAGUUAUUAGAAUCUUUUCAUUCUCUUAGCCACCUUGUUAAACAAUAUGGUGCUCUUCUGGUUCAGAUGUAAUGCUCACUGAAAACCAGUGACUGGUUCUCUUUCAAAAUACAGAAAAUAAUCAAUGCGAAGCCAAAAGCUGUUUUUCAUUAGUCAUACUAGUGAUAUAUUAUGGUUGAUUUUUGAGACCAAACGUUAACAUCACGUUUCAGUGGUUAAAGGGAGAGUGUAAUUUUGUAUAUUUUCAGCAUAAAACAAAUGAAUAUCCACUAUAGCUCUGUCCUCAUUUAAUUUCAAGGUUUCCGACAAAAGAUCAAAUUCCAUUCCUUUUUAGUUAAUCGUUUCUUUACCGUCAGUUUUAUAUCCAGUUUUUGAACGCAGACCAAAAGAAAACGAUUCACAGUUUUCCACGGAAUGCGUGAGUUUACCGUUGACUUCGUUUGCCGUUAUACUUGGGAUUAUUUAAACAUCGAGCAAAGCAUCGAAAAAGUACACACGUCAGCAAUAAAUAUUAAACGAGAAGGUCACUCCGAAAAGCUCACUUUUUUUGUCUUCGCCUAUAGCAAGUUGACAUUCAUCUUUUCCACUUACCGAUGUUUUAGCCUCUGAAGUGCAAGCUAUCCUGCAGAAAUUCGUCUCAAAAGAAGCGGCUUCGGAGGCCGCCAUUUUGAAACUGUCUUGGCAACCAGGCCGUGUUUAUGUGACGUCAUU
Messenger RNA from Orbicella faveolata, 5969 nucleotides. RefSeq lists its product as uncharacterized. Gene Ontology annotation, molecular function: calcium ion binding. The record is from RefSeq and is a predicted model, not a curated record. Lineage: Eukaryota; Metazoa; Cnidaria; Anthozoa; Scleractinia; Merulinidae.